This is a messenger RNA of Sinocyclocheilus grahami, 923 nucleotides long. Its product is annotated as proteasome inhibitor PI31 subunit. Gene Ontology annotation, molecular function: endopeptidase inhibitor activity; proteasome binding. NCBI's taxonomy places the organism in Eukaryota, Metazoa, Chordata, Actinopteri, Cypriniformes, Cyprinidae. The coding region runs from base 247 to 840 and encodes 197 amino acids. The record is from RefSeq and is a predicted model, not a curated record. Gene Ontology annotation, biological process: proteasome-mediated ubiquitin-dependent protein catabolic process. The transcript is spliced from 5 exons.
AAUAUUUCUGGUCGGACCUCUUCAGCAUGACAAACAAAAUUAGAAAUAAACAUUUGUGAAAUUCAAGUUUUAAAAAAAACCUAUAGACCUUGCAAAACGCACGUAAUAUUAAAAUUCAAACUAAAUAUUUAGUGUUACAUCUGUGGCGUCCAUACGCCAUGCAUUCAGAGUGAAGUCGCUGUUUAUUUUCACACAGACAGCGGUUUGUUUUGGUUUCAUUUCUUCGGAAUAUCACUGUGUUUAAAGAUGGCAGGACUGGAGCUGCUCUUCAACUGCGUAGCAAACUCUAUAACCUGUUCCCAAGAUGCUCUGAUUUGUUUUGUACACUGGGAAAUAGUGAAAAAUGGCUAUAAAUGUCUGGGCAUUGGAGAUGAGGUAAGUCAGUGUGUGUUUAAGAACACAGACGAGCUGAUCACGAAGCUAAAGUCCUCACUGCUGCCCCCUAAAAAAGAGGAGCGUCAAGGAAAGACGGAGAAGAAGACAAAAAGCGAAAGAGUCUCAAACUUAAGGGACCCUCACAGUGAUCCUCUCCUGAUCCCGACCAGAGGCCCUCCAAGCAGACACCCACCCAACUGGCCUGACCCGAUGGCUCCAUUUGCUGCCGGCGGUGCCGAUCUGGACCCUUUCGGGGGAAGAGCAGGAGGGAUGAUCGUCGAUCCAUUACGUGCCGGGUUUCCUCGCUCAGGGUUUGACCCCUCCUCUGGUAUUCCUGGAGUCCUUCCUCCCGGCGCUGUGCCCCCUGGUGCCCGCUUUGACCCCUUCGGGCCGGUUGGGCGACACAGGCCUGGGCCAGACCCUGAUCACAUGCCUCCCCCAGGAUAUGACGACAUGUUCAUGUAGACGCACUAACAUCCCGUAGUUCUCGCUGUUCUGCAGUGAUAUGCACUUUGUGUUUGAAUAAACUAUGUUGUGGUCAAACAUAA